This is a messenger RNA of Trichoderma atroviride IMI 206040, 1830 nucleotides long. RefSeq lists its product as uncharacterized. The record is from RefSeq and is a predicted model, not a curated record. Gene Ontology annotation, cellular component: endoplasmic reticulum membrane. Gene Ontology annotation, molecular function: GTPase activator activity. Gene Ontology annotation, biological process: positive regulation of GTPase activity; endoplasmic reticulum to Golgi vesicle-mediated transport. NCBI's taxonomy places the organism in Eukaryota, Fungi, Ascomycota, Sordariomycetes, Hypocreales, Hypocreaceae.
AUGAGCCUGGAAAAAGAGCUGGUCGAUACCGCUGGCCUCCCACGCGAUGAUGUCGACUUUGCCGAACCCGAACCAGAGGACUCUGUAGAUGAUCCGGGCCCCAGUCCAGCCGUGGCCCUCAAGACCAGCGAGAUCCUCGCCGCCUGCACCUGGAGAGAUGCCACACGGCUGAGAGCCCUGGCCGAGUCUGAGGGCGGCCUUCUCGCCGAUACACUACGUCAGGUAGCAUGGCCCAUAUUGCUUGGCUUGCCUCCCCCAACCGACGAGAAAGAAAGCGACAGCACACAUUCGGCAGACCCUGAUGCCGCUCCUCCAAACGACGACGACUGGAAAAAGUAUCCACGCCAUCAUGACGAGGAUCAGGUUCAACUCGAUGUGAAUCGAUCUUUUGUCCAUUAUCCCAAUGAUCAGUCCGAAGCACAGCUACAGGAGCGAAAACAUGAAUUAUCAAAUCUCAUUGUGGAGGUUCUCCGCCGACACCCAUAUCUCUGCUACUUUCAAGGGUACCAUGACAUCUGCCAGGUAUUCCUCCUGGUCCUAGAGCCAGCGGCAAGAGCACCGCUGGUGUCGCGGCUCUCCGUUCUCAGGAUCCGCGACUUCAUGCUGCCCAGUCUCAGCGCCACAACCGCACAGCUAAGGCUCCUCCCCGAUAUCCUAGCCCGCGCAGACAUGGAGCUUCGCCGGCAUCUCUCCAGUAUAGAACCUUUUUACGCCCUCGCUGGCACCCUUACCAUGUAUGCUCACAAUAUUGAGCGGUACAAGGACAUAGCUCGGCUGUUUGACGUCAUCUUGGCGCGCGAACCUACCUUUUCCAUAUACCUGUUUGCCCAGAUUGUCAUAGAUCGCCGCGAAGAGAUUCUUGAAAUUGACGAGCCCGAUAUGCUUCAAGUCAUUCUCGGCAGAGUCCCUCCAGAAUUAGACUUGGAUGCUCUCAUCAAGAGAUCUGUAGAUCUUUUUACCCAGAACCCCCCUGAGACCUUGAGAUCAUGGCAUCAAAUUUCUUCGUCCAGCGUCCUCAAAACCUCCAGGGAUGUAGAUGAAAGCGUGCGGCAAACUAUUGAAGAUGGUCAUCACUACUUCGAGAAACAAGUCAAGGAGAUACAGUGGGAAGAGUUAAGAAUGGGUGUCAGGAGGAGAAUCUGGCUAUACAGGCGGCCUGCCAGGUUCAUCGGAACAGCCAUCAUGGUUGGAGUCGUGGCAUUCUACCUCCGGCGGAACCCUACUCUUCUGCAGUAUAUAUGGUCCCUUUUCCCGGGCCAACAAUGAAAUUGUUAUCAUGUAGGAAAGAAGAGGAAGGAAAGAGAUGAAGAGCCCAACUAUAGAACCUUUGUGUGUAAUGUUUUUUAUAGAUUGCCUAUCUAAUAUUCAACUUUCUGCCAUAAACAUGCUGUGCCUCCAGACGCCAUACAGUAGAAACCAGAAUCCAACCCUAGUUCCACAUCAAUGCUUAGAUUCAAAGUCUUAAUGUAUACGUUAUUAUAAUUACGUAGGUACUUUUGCUUCAAAUGUACAUAUGUACUUCUAUGAUUCGCCCUGGUAUUUUUGCUUUAAUUCCUCAAAGUGCUCCUGUUGCUCCUGUGCCAACUUGCCCGUUUCAUCGCCGAUAAUGGUAAGAAUCAAGGAAUAGUUGUUGUAUAAAAAUCGCUCGCUUUUUCUCGUGUCGCCAUGCGUUUGACUAUGUCGAGUCAAGAAAGCUUCGACCUCGGACCGCAAACGGCGAAGACUGGCGACGACGGGCUCAUCGUCGCCGGCUUCAGUGGACAGGGCCAGGAAGCUUUGGAGCAGUUGCCCAAACCGCUGGGUCACCAUGUGCGGUGCGGCGGACAACUU